This is a messenger RNA of Biomphalaria glabrata, 6867 nucleotides long. RefSeq lists its product as uncharacterized. The coding region runs from base 4071 to 6197 and encodes 708 amino acids. The record is from RefSeq and is a predicted model, not a curated record. Lineage: Eukaryota; Metazoa; Mollusca; Gastropoda; Planorbidae. The transcript is spliced from 14 exons.
CAAACUUCCUUAUUGGAUUCUUCCGCACUGUUCUAAUUGACGCGUUUCUGCGCCGAUGAAUCUCAAAAGGUUUUCUCCUACGACUCAUCGCAGUGAGAGCUGAAACUAGUUUGGUCUUGAAACAGGCCCAAUAUUGAGAGAGAGAGAGAGAGAGAGAGAGAAUGAGGCAGAGAAAGAGGCAUUUGUUUGCAAUUCAUCACUGUUUUAUGUUGCGCCUACACUUAUGUAUUAGGUUGUUAUGGAUGCUAUCUCAGGCGCACAGAAAAGUCGCGAAUCUUUCAGGAAUCCAUGUCACCGUUAUUAAGUUGAUAGAUAGCUCUAUAGCCGGGUUUUAUUGAAGCAAUUUAAUACAACAUUACUAAUUCACAAUAAUCAAAUAUGCAAAAGAAAAAAACAACAACAAAAAAAACAACAACGGCAUUUUAGAAUAAAAAUGCCAUAAAAUAUACAUAACAAAAAAUUAUUAUGCAAUUAUUGGAAGUUGGGAUUCCAUAAUCUACUGAGAUUGAUACACUUACUUGUGACCAGGAGAUUUACAUAUUUAGUUGUGAACAGGAGAUUUACAUAUUUAGUUGUGACUAGGAGAUUGACAUAUUCAAUUGUGAUUAGGCUAUUUAGUUGGAGCUUGUUGAUGCGUCUCAUUGCUGCGUUGCUCUAGACUAGACAUAUAUUUUUUGCUUGAGUGUAAUGGCGGCACUUAACAGUCAAGAGCUUUGAAACAUGUCUACGCAGUACCCACUUACAAUUGCAAACAUUUGUUAACAUUUAUUAACUGAUAAUUAGAUCUACAGCUCUCGUAAUUGUAUUCCCUAUACAUUAACAUUUUAUUUAUUGCUUUGUAUAGAAACACGAAAUAGCAAUAAUUUUAAAAUGUGUUUUAAAAAGUCUUUCGAGGUCUCCAUCGUCAUCUGUACCUAUUACUGUAAUGGGUAUUUUCUUAGUAAGUGGCAAUUGAUCAUUGAAAAUCUUGAAAAUGAUUUUGCAAGACGUAACUAUCUUCUCUUUUGAAGAAACGAAUGAAGUAUAAAAGAUAUUUCUGCGGAUAGAGUCAUCCCACGAACUUUACGAGCCUUGUGUGUAGCGAAGUCAUACAGUAUAUCAUAAAAAUUCUAUUUCCUACAUAAAUCACGCUCAAUAGCAAGAAUUACCAAAUGUUUAAAUCUAUCUACGAGAAUUGUUGAACUAAAGUAAUUCUUCAUUAGCUUGAGGCGCGAGAAGCUUCUUUCACCAGAUUCCAAAAUUACUGGAUGAUGCCUUUCUUUUUAUCGCGCUUAGGAUUGGCAUUUUCCUUAUUGAAUGACACCCCAAAAUGACAAUUUUUGUCUAUAUAUUUCAGGAGAUUCGUAUGAGUUUUCUAAAGAUUUUAAUAAUUUCCGGAUAUUUCCAGGACUUUUUCGUAUAUUUUGCAAUUUCAGGAGAUUUUCAGGAGCUCCUGGUAAAUCGACAGGAGGCCGCAGGAAAUCUGUUAUAAGUUAUACAAUGGUUUAAUUUAAUAAUUUAUACACCUAGAAUUAGCUCGGGUCCUAUGAAAGUGCGGGGCCCACUGCGGUCGCAUAAGUGCGGAGCCCACUGCGGUCACCUAAGGCCGACCCUGCAAAAUAGCGGCGUAUACUACGCCGCCGGUCGACUAGUGAAGUAUAAAAGACUAGCAGUACAUACCGGGUAUGCCCGUUGAUUUCGUCCCAGGAUUUAUAUUGUUUAUUAAGACGUGACACCACUUUCUCUCUUUUUUUUUAAUUUGAAUGUACAGUUAACGGGCUACAUUUUAAAGACCCUCCGAGCAGACUGUUUUAUUAGCCCAUUAAUUCGUAGAUCUGUUACAAUGAAAUUUAACAGCCCGCCGCUCUCUUCCUCUUUCCUUCUAUCUUUCUCUCUCUCUCUCUUUUACAAAGCUAAUAUCAACUCACUGUCUCUGUCUGUCUAGUAAAAAGUUUGUACACGUUUCUUCUCCCACACCUAUUCUCGGAUCAAGUUGAAACCUCACAAAAUUAUUAAUUGACAUAAACAAGACAUGAAUCAAUAAAAAAAGGAUCUAAUUAGUCAAUUAAUCCCUGGUAAUUUAUUAUAUUGUUUGAUACAGAUAAGAUAAACUAAUCUUUCAGUAUUCACAGAUAUGGCUAAUUUGUUGGCUUUAGUCCCCUUCAAUAAUUGUUAUGAUUUUUUCCAUCACAUAUUCUCCGAUCUACUUGAUACUUCAAUCAAUUAUUUAUUGUACCUUACAAAACAUUAUUCAAUAAAAACAAAAUAGCCAGUUAGUCAAUUAUUUAUUGUACCUAACAAAACAUUAUUCAAUAAAAACAAAAUAGCCAGUUAGUCAAUUAUUUAUUGUACCUAACAAAACAUUAUUCAAUAAAAACAAAAUACCCAGUUAGUCAAUUAUUUAUUGGUUAUAAUUAUUCUGUUUGAUGCCAAAUAAGGGAAAUAGCUUGUACAUUAUUGAUAGAUAUAGUUUUAAGAGCGGAGUUCUUCCCCUUUAGAUAAACUUUGAUUAAAAAAAAAAGGAUUUUUUAUAUGUUGCUUGUUCUGUCGCUGUUUUUUUUUUUAGUCUGCACAUCAUAAUUUUCCUCGACAUAGAAUUUUGACUUGAUUUGGAAAGACCCACUUUAAAACACGCCCCUGACACAUUCUUUUUUUUUUCGAAUCCCUACGACUGCUACGACAGUUCAUCAGACAGUAGUAACUUUCUAAUGUGCAGAAGAUUAGAAAAUUGGGUCAAGUUUUUGGGAUAAACUUUUUUUAUUCUUAAAAUAAACGUGGUGCUCACAGAAAUAAUUUAAAGAAGUCAUGUUUGUCGUCGUAGACGAAACCUAUCCUAUGAAGACCUUUUAGAUUGUUUUAAAAGCAACUCUCUUGUAAUGGUUUCUCAUUGCAAUGUAGACGUCAACUAAAUGAAUUCUCAUAAGUUAAAAAGUAUACGUCGUCCUUUUCCCAUUCUAUUUUUUUUUCAAGUCAACUUUUGUCACCAGCAAACACAUUCAGUGGACUUAGGGUUCACGAGAAUAGUUCAGAGGCGACAAUAAGACUUCUUUUACAACGGACUUCUUAGGAGGACACUAUUUGAAGUGAACAAAAAAAAAGGGAGGGGGGGGAGAAGGUGGUAGUCUAAGUCCUAAUGGAUUGAUCGUAUCCAGAAAUUUUUGUGCUAUGCUAAGUUUACAAUGCACUCUUAUUUCCUGGAUAGUAGAGACCAUGGGACUAGAUCUAAAUCUUGAUCUAGUUGUUAAAUUUACUUCCUUAUUGUGCUCAUCAUAUUAGUUGAGCGAAGGGAAACAAUUUCAAUGGGAGGAGCAAUACUCUGGAUAAUUGGAAGACAAACUGUUCGUUCUAUUUUCUCUUCUUGAUCUUUACUUUUGUAGUGUCAUUUUUUUUUUAGUUUAGCUUUUUGUUAAAUUUACGCAAUGAUUGAAUGAAUCUUUAUUUUUGUUCAAGAGUAUUAAAUGAGCCUAGCUGACGAUUAGUAUUGACAUUCGUUUUGAAGCAAGGGUCUUCAGAUCGUAUGUGAGAUCCCUGUAGCUGGGUAGAGCCGAUCUGCAUAUCUAGGUCAAGCGACAAUGUUGACAGUCGAGUGGCCUACUAGAUUUAGAUCUACUACCAGGAAGCAGAAAAUCAAUAUGUGUCACAGUGAAAGGUCAUAUGUGUAGCAGUCCUCUUCGAGUUUCUAUCAUGUUUAAUUUAAUCUCUACGUAUCUUUGCUAUACGUUUAAUGAUGUGAUCUAUGCAAACAUAAUUUUAGUAGGCUCUCAGAUGUAGCGAUGAAUGAAUGGAAUUGAUCUAAAUUUAGAAGUCUACAAUUUAUCGUCUAUUAAGUACACUGAAGAUAGAAUCUACCCAAAUAUUCACUACCGCUUGAUAAAUAUAGGCCUACACAGACUACACACAUUAUGGAUAGCAUACCUUUGAAAGGACUGAAAUCGAAGGCCAUUGUCGCAUCGUGUGUUGUUUACUUCUAAAAAACGCCACAAGCAGGAUCGACUUGCUUUACAAGUAUCCAAUUGUGUUUCAUCAAAGGGCUAUCUUGAUCUGGAUUUGAACGCAGCGCUGCUGGUCAAGCAGGAUCAUAUGAUGACGAGAUGAAGAUAAGAGCUCUACUUAUUUUUAUCAGUGUUUUGACUUACAGCUGUGCGCAGGGAAUGUUUGAGUUUCCAGCAGUGGAAGGUAACCCAAUAACAAUGGACUGUUCCUAUAGUGAAGUACAGUGGCUUGUAACAAAUAACAACUACACUAGAGUUGUUGCCAACUGUGCUAACACCAACUGCACUAAUAAUGAGCCCAAUGAUUACCUGGCCAGUAUUCCCAGUACUGGUAGCAAAAAAAAUUCUCUUCUAUUGGUCAAAUCUGUCCGGCGUCCUGGUCUGGAAGCCCAAUGCAGGGUCAACAAUACAUUUACUGCCUAUUUUUGGAAACUUAGAACCAUUGUUAAGCCUACAAUCCCAAACUGCAAUGUACCUGUUCCACAAUCUGAUGGUCAGACAAUUCAUGUGCAGUGUAAUACAUUUGUUUACCCUUCAGCUUUAUGCAACAUAUAUCUUCAGGGACAGCUCAAUGUGUCUUCACGGUCAUCCACCUACAACAAUACCUGGUCAGUCACAAACAACUUGACAUUCACUACCUGUUUGCUAAGUUUUCAAAUCAAAGAUGCUGUCUGGAACAGCUCUGCAGUUUUUCGGGUGGGUGUUUAUCCUGAUGUUAAUUUAGGAUACACUUAUGAGAUUUACAACAAUUGGAGUCUUCUACUUGUUCCAGUUCAAGACAGGCCUAAAGUAAUUGCUGUAACAGCCAAUCAGAGAAGUGGAUAUCUACUUGUGAUUAACAAUAGCCCUGUAACUAUCAGAUGUGUAGCUAUUGGUCAAACUGGCUCUACAUUCUCUCUUUACAAUCAAGCUACUAACCAAGUUCUAGCUACCACAACAAUUCCUCAAAUUCUAGAAUAUAACUUGACAAAUGUUAUAGAAUUAAGGAAUACAAUCACUAGAUGCCAGGUGAAUGGAGCAGAGGAUUCCAGAAAAUUCAUUCAUUUAUAUUAUGGAGCAGGCAAUAGUCCUGUGACUUCCUUUACUGCCAAUUGGAAAUCUGAUGUAGUAACAGUGACACAGGGAAGUGAUGUGUCUGUGAACUGUACCGGGGAUGACAUUCAAGGAUACAAGCUAAUUCUGUCUUAUCAUUUUCUUGAUGGUUUUGAGAGUGUCAUGGAUGAAGCUGAGCUUCCUGACAAUAUUUUACAUGUGUUUCACAAUAUUCCUUGUGGCAAUCUUUCCUAUCUUUCUUGCCGUGUUGAUAAUGAUUCUACUACAGAGAAACUAAUCAAUAUUACUGUUGAAUGUGUUAAGAGCUCAUGCUGUGAUUUAAGUUCUAGUUUUCCCAUCAUACCUGUUGCAGCAGGCGUAGCCUCAGGAGUAGCUCUGAUUAUCUUGAUCAUUAUUAUAGUUUGUGCUUGUAGACAUUGUAGAUCAAACAAUAAAAAGUCUGAUACAAAAUCAAAAGUUACCUCUAAUAUUUCAUUAAAAAGGGACACAACCACAAACAUUGAUAAUUUAAAUACUCAAAUUAAUUUCAUGGAUUAUAUAGACAAUAAAACAAUUAAUUCCAAUUUAAAUAGAAAAGGCAGCAAAGAUUCAUCUGUGGAUAGACGUUAUUCCUCACCUUUACCAAAUACAAACAAUCUACUUCGGAAUACACCUAAAAGAAUGAGUAUAACUCGAAACUCAACCAGAAAAAAACUUGCUGCAUCUUUGUAUUCUGAAAGUUCGAUCCAUAAUCCCAAUGAAAUAACACAGAAUCAAGACAUAUAUUACAUUAAUUCAGGAUAUGUGAGUAGUUCUGAUACAUCGCUACAUCAAGAUAUGUCAUCAUCUUCAUCUUCUGUCACACUGCCACCUAGUUACAGAUCAGUAACAAUAUCUAGUAAGGACUAUGAUGUGCCCUAUUCUGUAGUGAACAGGACUAAGGCUGUUGAUAUAUCACAGAAACCAACAAACCAUUCAACACAGUCUAAGCCAAUAGUGCCUUAUCAAAGAGAGUAUGAUUUGCCUUAUGGGCAUGAAUACAGAGAUAAAUCUACAUCUAAUGCACCUGUUAGACAACAGAAUCACUCUAACAGUAGAGCUCCUAGUAAACCACAAAGACUGAAUCUGGCCCAGACUAAGCCUAUUACAGAAUUAAAUAUGUCUCAUGGUCAAGGAUACAGCACUGAAGUGUAACAGAUUGGCUUUUGCUGUAUCACAAUUAAUUUUAUUUAACUGUAAUACCAAGAAGUUAAAUAAUCAAACAGGUAUUUACUAUUAUAAAGAUCUGAAGUACAAAAGUUAUGUAUAUUAUGCCAGCACUAGAAGGGAGUAGUGCAUACUCUGUUUUCUGGUAUACACUGCAUUAUAUAAGAUAAGGUAAGGUACCUUAUGAUAUUAAAUUAGGAUUGUUUUUCCAACCACUUGUAUCUUUGGUCAUCAAGAGAGAUAUACAUUGUUUGGCUAGUAGUCUCUAUUAAAGGGUCUCUAGUUUGAACCCUAGAGUAGACCAACAAUUUUUCACAGAGAUUUGACUUGAGCUGAGUUGGAUUUUGCAAGUACCUAAAAAGUAAAAGUAGAGUAUCCCUUUCAGAUCAAGGGAUAUAAGGGGCAGAUGAUGUAAUAGUCAUCUGUUUCUCUGGUCCACAGCUAAUGAGGCUGCCUUGUAGCCAGAUUGAUAAACAACCACCUUUGAUUUUCACCAACUAAUGUCAGGUACACAUUAGAGUUGGGUGGACUUUGGCACCCUAAAAAUCUAGAAAUUCAAAUUGCCAGUCUUGAGUGGGAUUUGAAUCUUAGACCUCAUGGCUCAAAAGCCAAUCACUUGACCCUCAAGCACCCCCCCCCCCCCAUUGCUUAAAGGCAG